Theileria orientalis strain Shintoku is the source of this 1026-nucleotide messenger RNA. RefSeq lists its product as hypothetical. Bases 1 to 1026 code for a protein of 341 amino acids. The transcript has a single exon. The record is from RefSeq and is a predicted model, not a curated record. NCBI's taxonomy places the organism in Eukaryota, Apicomplexa, Aconoidasida, Piroplasmida, Theileriidae.
AUGCUUAAAUUAAUCAGAGUCUUAAAGAAUAUUGUAUUUGUGCUGACUAUCGGGAGGAUUUUGGGGACGAUUCGGGCCUCGAAUCCGCUGGGAUCAUCUUCUACAGCAAAUAGUUCUCAACAGUCACCAGAAUCGCAACCACCAGAGCAGCAGGACCCAUAUAAAACGACAUUCGAAGGGGAGCUUGUGAACUUGGAUAUUAAUAGUCUCCACGGGUACUCGAAAUUUACUUGUACCAUAGAAUACACAGAGGUCACGUACCAGUCGGGAAAUAAAUUUAAGAGCGCCCUGGACGGAGAAACAGAAAUAUGGAAGGCAACAAACACGAACGCCUUCAGAUUUAAAUCGCAGCUGUUGGACCUCAAGCCAAUAUCUCUGAGUGUAGAAUUUAAUCGCAACGACGACAGCACAGCCCUGUACUUCAGAAAAAAGUACAAUUCAUCCGAAUGGGAGGGUAUAGAUAAACAGGCUCACAAUCAGUUUGUUGAACUAUACAAAAAUAAACUUAAAGAAUACAAAGAAUCUAUAGAAAAGGAUACUAAAGAGGCUGUAGAUUUAGAUUUAUUAAUUAAAAGUACAACUGAGAUUGAAUUUGAUUUUCAUGACUAUAAAUCAAAACAUGUAAAGAUAUCGGAGGGCACCGAAGCAGCCAAGGCUGCGAAGCAAAACAUAACCAAUACUCAGUAUACAUUGACUAAUUCUGAAGAAAAGGACGAUGCAGGAGUUGUGAAUAAGAUUAUGGAUGUUCUGCUGAGCGACAAAAAAUACCGUAUCGUCAAGGUCAAAGUAAAGACUAAAGUUGGAAUAAACAGUGAUGUUUGGCAAACAGGAGGUUCAGCAUUUUGUACAAAAAUGGUGGCCAAAUGGCAAGGAGAUAAACUUAAGGAAAUUGUUUUAAGCUUGACGUAUAAAGAUAGUGGGAAAAAUAGCGAGUUGCUAUUGAAUGUAACUCCUAAUUGGAAAUAUCUCUACAAUUUUGAAGAGAUUACCGAAAAGGAUUUGGCUACGUUCGAUUUCCAAUACUAA